Molecule: messenger RNA, 768 nt
Organism: Vigna unguiculata (cowpea)
Lineage: Eukaryota; Viridiplantae; Streptophyta; Magnoliopsida; Fabales; Fabaceae
Product: putative CCR4-associated factor 1 homolog 9 pseudogene
Source: RefSeq, a predicted model, not a curated record
AUGACUGAGUUGAUUCAUAAUAUGAUUGAGUUCUUUCCUUUCAUCUAUAUGGAUACAAAAUUUCCUGGUGUCAUCUUUCAGUCGGAUCUAGCACUCCGACAACCACAAAAUAACUACGCAGUGAUGAAAGCCAACGUGGACUGUAUGCACCUCAUCCAAGUCGGGUUGACCCUUUCGGACUGCCACGACAACCUUCCAACCUUUGGAACUUCCAACCAUUUCAUUUGGGAAUUCAACUUUUGUGAGUUUGAUAUCACGCGCCAUCCUCAUGCUCCUUCUUCAAUCGCCCUCCUACAGCGUCAAGGCAUGGAUUUUCAUAAAAAUCGAAACUUUGGAGUUAGCAUUGUGCGAUUCACUGAGCUCAUGAUGCUCUCAGGACUCCUCUGCAAUAGUCAUAUUCACUGGAUUAAUUUUCAUGGUGCUUAUGAUUUUGCCUACAUGAUUAAAGUAUUGGGCCAUCGUUUUCUGCACAUGCAACCACUUCUACCUCCUAACUUGGGUGACUUUCUGCAACUCGUUAAAUUAUUCUUUGGACAAGAAGUAUACGAUAUUAAAUAUCUCGUUAGGUUUUGUCCCAACCUUUAUGGCAGUUUAGACAUAGUUAGUGAGUUGCUAGGUUUGGAUAAUAGUGUUAGAAAAAGCCAUCAUGCAGGGUCUGAUAGUGUGGUCACUUUACAUGUUUUUAAUGAGAUUAAUAGAUUAUAUUUUCAUACUCAAAAUGACUUGGAAAAACAUGGAGGAAUUGUAUACGGUAUAGAGAUGUCAUAA